AUGAGGAGGAUGAGGCGUUCAACUGUGGGAAGAAAUCAUUUUCGUGGGAGAAAGUCAAAUUUCAGUGUUACCGCGCUGAAAAAAGUCUCGAGAUCCCAGGUAAUAAACGAGUCUCUUCGUAAACUCAGAGGACUCGUAAUCUAUAUUAUCAAGAAUCUAACUGUUGUGCGCAGAGGGAAAAAGCGACCCAUUGACGAGGUCGCGGCUUCUGAUUCGGAUGGACCUUUCAUCGCAAGUCCCAUUCACGACAGUCCAAAGAAGCCCCGUGUAGCUCCCUCCGCGACUAAGAAGCCUCCCACCACGCCAUUGAAAGCAACCCCAGCGAAGGCGGCAACUAAGGCAGCUUCUCCCACUAAGCUCAAGACCACUCCAGCGGUGAAUAACAAGUCAACCUCUCCCAGCAAGGCGGCUUCAGCUAAGAAGAGUAAAGUCGCUGCCAUCAACGAAGAUGAUGACGAACUAGAACAGGAAUCCGUGGACAGCGACGAUCCAAGUGAACUUGGAAACGAAUCACCAACGCCCACAGGAAAAAAAAAUAAGACCCGGCAACUUGUCUUUGAUUCCUCAGUGUUGAAGGCGAAAGGGAGCGUCCAAGCAUACAAGAAGAAGAAAGGUGCUCAAGAUGUUUUCCAUAACGAUGCCACAAUGUCCGACGAUGAGAUCACUGAAAAAAAGGUUGUUUUUUUAGAAGAUGUUGACCGUGAUCCGCCCGCUAGUUAUCCCAAGCUGUCGAAGUGUCACGUAUCUGCUCCAGAUCUUGUUGACCCUCUUCUUGAAAGUUCCUACAAGAAGCUGACCAAGUUGCCUGGCGGCCUGAAGUUUAUCUCCUGGAAAGGAGAUGCCGACAAAGAAGAUGAGGAUGGAAAUGGGAUGAUACUCUUCUCAAGUAUUAAAACCGUCCAUCCCGACAUUGAUUUGAAGUAUGUCAAAGGGCUGGUGACCUUUGAGAAAGACUAUAGUCUGAACGUUAUCAACCUUUCUCGUAUCGAUCCAUCGCUUCUUGUCAGUAAGAAGACACCUGGUCAAACAAAAGGGGGGCCUAUGGUGUUUAUACGAGAUCGCAAGACCCCUGCCUUGUGCGUAACGCUUGGAAUCAUUGCCGACGACCAGACAGCUUCACCUCGUCAACGUUACGGUGGAGAUAAAGAGGUCAAGUUCAUUACCGCAAAGCUUAUCGCAUAUGAGUAUGAGAGAAUGGUCGCCGUCCUUUGCAUGAUUCAUGGAAAGAGUCUGUUAGGGUACAGCUUGCCG
Molecule: messenger RNA, 1251 nt
Organism: Laccaria bicolor S238N-H82
Lineage: Eukaryota; Fungi; Basidiomycota; Agaricomycetes; Agaricales; Hydnangiaceae
Exons: 10
Source: RefSeq, a predicted model, not a curated record